Fragaria vesca subsp. vesca is the source of this 1671-nucleotide messenger RNA. RefSeq names its product probable sphingolipid transporter spinster homolog 2-like. Bases 70 to 1671 code for a protein of 533 amino acids. Lineage: Eukaryota; Viridiplantae; Streptophyta; Magnoliopsida; Rosales; Rosaceae. The record is from RefSeq and is a predicted model, not a curated record. Gene Ontology annotation, cellular component: membrane. The transcript has 16 exons. Gene Ontology annotation, molecular function: transmembrane transporter activity. Gene Ontology annotation, biological process: transmembrane transport.
UCCCAUUUUGUGAGAGAGGGGGAAGGAAGGAGGUUUCUUGCGCAAGGAACAAAGAACCCCUUCUCCCCAAUGAUUAUGGCAGAACCGCCACAAUCACCCUCAAAAUACAGCCAAGUCCCUAUUCCUAAAUCCCUGCCACCGAUUACCAAGCCCCCAAAAGCAGCAAUCUCAGCUCCAAAGCCUUCCUGGUUCUCCCCCGAAAGGUUGCUGUUAAUCCUGUGUCUAGUUAACUUGAUCAAUUAUAUUGAUCGAGGAGCAAUAGCAAGCAAUGGGGUCAAUGGGAGCAUUGGGAUUUGUGAUGAGAGCGGAAUUUGCCAUGCCGGUACCGGAAUUCAGGGAGAUUUUAAAUUGAACAACUUUCAAGAUGGUGUUCUAUCAUCUGCAUUUAUGGUUGGGCUUCUUCUGGCCUCACCCAUAUUUGCAUCAUUGGCAAAGAGCCACAAUCCUUUUAGGCUGAUUGGAGUUGGGUUAUCUAUUUGGACAUUUGCCACAGCUGGGUGUGGUAGUUCAUUUAAUUUCUGGUCUAUUGCAAUAUGUCGCAUGCUGGUUGGAGUUGGUGAGGCAUCUUUCAUAAGUCUUGCAGCUCCAUUCAUUGAUGACCAUGCCCCUGCAGAUCAGAAAACAGCAUGGCUGGCAACGUUUUACAUGUGUAUACCAACUGGAGUUGCUAUAGGCUAUGUCUAUGGCGGAUGUGUUGGAGACAUCAUCAGUUGGCGUUGUGCAUUCUGGGGAGAGGCCCUUUUAAUGCUUCCAUUUGCUGUCUUGAAUUUUUUGGUGAAACCAUUGCAGAUGAAAGGUUUACCUCCUACUGGCUCCACAAUGCUUUUGGAAUCUAUUGAAACUAGUCCUUUGAUAGAAGGUUUAAAGAUCCCAAACAUAAAUGGUCGCGUGACAGUUGCCUCCGGUGAGGCCUCGUGGACAUGCCCUAUAAUCAAAUUUUUGAACGAACUUUCAAGCUUCUCAAAGGAUUUGAAAGUACUUUUGGUGGAUAAAGUUUACAUUGUUAAUGUAUUAGGUUAUGUGUCAUACAACUUUGUCAUCGGAACCUACUCAUACUGGGGGCCAAAGGCUGGUUAUAACAUAUACCAUAUGAGUAAACCAGAUUUGAUGUUCGGAGGUAUUACUCUUCUCUGUGGACUUGUAGGAACUUUAAGUGGAGGUCUCAUCCUUGAUGCAGUUGGUGCCACAAUUCAAAAUGCUUUUAAGCUUCUCGCUGGAGCGACAAUGCUGGGUGCAAUAUUUUGCUUCAGUGCGUUUUGUGCAAAGAACUUGUACAAUUUUGUAGUUCUUUUCUCACUGGGGGAGCUACUUCUGUUUUCAACACAGGCUCCUGUAAAUUAUGUGUCUCUGCACUGUGUUAAGCCAGGGCUAAGGCCACUGUCUAUGGCUAUCUCAACUCUUUCAAUCCACGUCUUUGGUGAUGUUCCUUCCUCACCACUUGUCGGAGUUGUUCAGGAUUAUGUAGAAAACUGGAGGAAAACGACUCUAAUCUUCACCUCUGUUUACUUUGUUGCAACAGGAAUAUGGUUCAUAGGGAUCUUCCUUAGAAGUGUUGACAAGUUUGAAGAAGAUGAUGAAGAUGAUGGAGUGUCUCCAAUAGGGCAAACCAACAAAGAACCAUUGCUUGAAGAUCACACAAUUAAGGGUGGACUAGACUCUGGUGAACUAUGA